This is a messenger RNA of Emericellopsis cladophorae, 2964 nucleotides long. Its product is annotated as Hypoxia up-regulated protein-like protein. Gene Ontology annotation, cellular component: endoplasmic reticulum chaperone complex. Gene Ontology annotation, molecular function: ATP-dependent protein folding chaperone; ATP binding. The record is from RefSeq and is a predicted model, not a curated record. Lineage: Eukaryota; Fungi; Ascomycota; Sordariomycetes; Hypocreales; Bionectriaceae. The transcript has a single exon. Bases 1 to 2964 code for a protein of 987 amino acids. Gene Ontology annotation, biological process: endoplasmic reticulum unfolded protein response; cellular response to hypoxia; negative regulation of hypoxia-induced intrinsic apoptotic signaling pathway.
AUGCUCCUCGGAGCCGUUUCCUUCUUUUCUUCCCAAGUUCUCGCUAUAUCGGCCGUUUUGGGCGUCGACUUGGGCACCGAAUACAUCAAAGCAGCACUUGUCAAGCCUGGCAUUCCCCUCGACAUUGUCCUGACCAAGGACUCCCGACGCAAAGAGACAUCAGCUGUGGCCUUCAAGCCGUCAAGAGGCGGCGCGCAAGAAGGCCAGUUUCCCGAACGUCUGUAUGGAUCCGACGCUAUGGCCCUGUCUGCACGCUUCCCCGGCGAGGUUUACCCCAACCUGAAGACCCUCCUCGGACUCACGAUCGACGACCCCGUGGUACAAGAGUACGCUGCCCGAUAUCCUGCUCUCCAACUCCAGACGCACGAUGUCCGUGGCACGGCUGCUUUCAAGAGCAAUGCGGUGACGGCUGACCAGGAAGCAUGGCUGGUUGAGGAGCUUCUGGCCAUGCAACUCCAGAGCGUGCAAAAGAACGCCGAGUUGGCUGCCGGUGAUGGGACGACAGUGCGCUCCAUUGUGCUGACUGUUCCUCCCUUCUUCACCACCGACGAGAAGCGCGCCAUACAGUCUGCGGCCGAGCUUGCAGGUCUCAAGGUCCUCAGUCUGAUCAGUGACGGUUUGGCCGUUGGUCUCAACUACGCCACGAGUCGUGUCUUUCCCAACAUCGACGAGGGUGCCAAGCCCGAAUACCACAUGGUGUUUGACAUGGGUGCGGGAUCUACCAAGGCGUCUGUCAUGAAGUUCCAGAGCCGCAAUGUCAAGGAUAUUGGCAAGUUCAACAAGACAAUUCAAGAGGUUCAAUUGAUGGGCAGCGGCUGGGAUAGGACUUUGGGCGGAGACAACCUCAACACGCUCAUCGUCAACGACAUGGUCACCCAGUUCGUCGAUUCCAAGGGCGCGAAGAAGGUCUCUGCCACCGAAGCCGGCAUCAGGGGCCACGGUCGCGCGAUGGCCAAGCUCAACAAGGAGGCCGAGCGUGUUCGUCACGUUCUCAGUGCCAACCAGAAGACUGGCGCCAGCUUCGAGGGUCUUUACGAAGACGUCGACUUCAAGUAUCAGCUCUCGCGUGCCGAUUUCGAGGUUUUGUCUGAGGCACACGCCCAGCGCGUCGCGGUGACCAUCCACGGUGCUCUCAAGAAGGCUGGUCUUGAUAUCGGCGACCUUGACUCUGUCAUCCUGCACGGUGGUGCUUCCCGCACACCCUUCGUCCAGAAAGCUCUCGAGAAGGUUGUAGGCUCGCCAGACAGGCUCCGCUCCAACGUCAACUCGGACGAAGCCGCUGUCUUUGGCGCCGGCUUCCGCGCCGCCGAGCUCAGUCCCAGUUUCCGAGUCAAGGAGAUCCGUGUGUCCGAGGGCUCAGCCUAUCCUAUAGGGAUGUCCUGGACAUCUGAUGGUAAAGGGCAGAGUGAGCGCAUCUGGUCGGCCGUUUCCCCUAUCGGUGGCCCUGCUAAGGAGUACACCUUCAGCGAAGACAAGGAUUUCACCGCUGCGUUCUGGCAGCAGGUCGGCGAUGAUCACAAGAAUGUGAAGACCUUCGCGACCAAGAAUCUGACGGCCACCAUGGCCUCUUUCAAGGAAGCUCACCCUAACUGUGCCGAUAAAGGGCCUCAGUUCCGCAUCACCGCCAAGCUCAACAGUGAGAACGGCGAGAUAGAGGUGACUCGUGCUGCUGUGGAGUGUGAGGUGGAAGUCAAGGAGGGGUUUGUGGACGGUGUCAAGAACCUUUUUGGCUUUGGAAAGAAAGAUCAAGAGCCUUUGGAGGAGGAGGAGGACGCCAAACCAGAGCCGGCCGAUGACAAGGACGCAAAGGCCGACGCUUCGUCUGCUGCAGCUGAGUCUGCCUCGGCCGAGACUGCGGAUGCUGAAAGCACUGGCUCCUCGGAAGAGAUGAAGCCCGAGGUUCAGAAGCUUGAGGUCGUGUCUAUUCCCGUGGACAUCACCGUGUCCAAUCUUGGCAUUCCGGAGCUUACCAAGGACCAGUUGGCCGAGGCCAAGGACCGUCUUAAGGCCUUCACGGUGUCCGACAGGGCCCGCUUGGCGCGCGAGGAAGCUCUGAACAAGCUCGAGGGCUUUACCUACAGGGUGCGCGAUCUUCUCGAAGACGAAGCGUUUGUUGCCGCCUCUACUGAAGCCGAGCGUACCAAUCUGGGUACCAAGAGCAGCACUAUCAGCGAGUGGCUCUACGACGAUGGUGCCGAAGCAACAAAGGACGAGCUCAAGGCGAAGCUAAAGGAGCUUCAGGAUAUGGCUUCGCCGAUUCAAAAGCGCAGCGAAGAGAGCGCCAAGCGCCCCGAGCUACUGGCCCAGCUCAAAGAUACCCUUAACAAGACCUUUGAAUUUCUCGACACGACACGCAAGUCCAUCUCUGACUACGACAAGUGGCAUGCCGACCACUCGACCGCGUCUGUAGAUGCGGCCUCAAGCGCCAAGGACCCGGCUGAGACGCCUGCUGAUGAUUUCGUUGGCCUCGAAGACGACGCCAAGGCACCCGCAAUGGAAGAUGUGCUGGAGGAGCGAGGCCCUGUGCCACCUCUGUUCAAGCUGGAGGAUCUCGUUGAUCUGGAGAAGCUGUCCAGGACCACCGACGAGUGGCUUAAGGAGCUUGAGCCCAAACAAGAUUCGCUUCCCUCCACGGCUGAUCCAGUCCUGUUGAUCAAUGAUCUGGAGGCCAAGUUGCAGAAGAUCGAGGCCGUGGGCAAGGAGCUCAGUCUCAAGAGCGUCAAGAACUUUGCGGGCAAGUCGAAGGCGGAGAAGGAGAAGAAGAAGCCAAAGAGGACCAACAACAAGAAGGGUCAGGAGAAGCAGAACAUCAAGGUGGGAGAUCAGUCCUUUACGGCCGAGGAGCUGGAGGAGAUGAUCAACAACAUGAGCGAAGGCGAUUGGGAAAGAGUAAGCGAGGACUUCAAACGAGAGGAGGCUGCAAAGCAUAAGCCCGAGGAGGCUGGUGGUCAUGACGAGCUAUGA